CUCUCUUUCUCUCUCGCGCUCUUUCCCUCUGUUUAUUUCUCUUUUAAUCAUUUUUAUUCACUUUGUUCGCUCGCGUGCGGAGAGACGGAUGCCUCGUGCGGGGAGACGCACUUUCUUCCUCUUUCUCCUCCUCUUCCUCGUCACUCUGAUGGCGCGAGAGUGUUUGUCGUCUAAAGGAGAGGACAGGCUGUUCCGCCGGCUGUUCAGGAGGUAUAAUCAGUUCAUCCGGCCGGUGGAGAACGUGUCAGAUCCAGUGACGGUGCAGUUUGAGGUCUCUAUCUCUCAGCUCGUCAAAGUGGAUGAAGUCAAUCAGAUUAUGGAGACUAACCUGUGGUUGAGACAUGUAUGGAAUGACUACAAGCUGAAAUGGUCACCAGCAGAAUUUGACGGUAUUGAGAACAUCAGGGUUCCAUCCAGUAAAAUCUGGAGGCCAGACAUCGUGCUGUACAACAAUGCUGUAGGUGACUUCUUGGUGGAAGACAAAACCAAAGCUUUACUCAGGUACGAUGGCACCAUCACAUGGGUUCCACCAGCCAUCUUCAAAUCCUCCUGCCCAAUGGACAUCACCUACUUCCCCUUCGACUACCAGAAUUGCUCUAUGAAGUUCGGUUCCUGGACCUACGACAAGGCCAAGAUUGACCUGGUCUUGAUAGGCUCCAAGGUCAACCUCAAGGACUUUUGGGAGAGCGGCGAGUGGAAGAUCAUUGACGCGCCUGGAUACAAGCAUGACAUCAAGUACAACUGCUGUGAGGAGAUAUACACAGACAUCACCUACAGCUUCUACAUCCGCCGCCUUCCUCUAUUCUACACCAUCAACCUCAUCAUCCCAUGCCUCCUCAUUUCCUUCUUGACCGUCCUGGUCUUCUACCUUCCGUCAGACUGCGGUGAGAAGGUUACCCUCUGCAUCUCCGUCCUCCUCUCUCUCACUGUGUUCCUGCUGGUUAUCACAGAGACCAUCCCGUCCACCUCCUUGGUCAUCCCACUCAUCGGCGAGUACCUACUUUUCACCAUGAUCUUCGUUACACUCUCCAUUGUCAUCACCGUCUUUGUACUCAACGUCCACUACCGAACACCCACUACCCACACCAUGCCUGGAUGGGUCCGCACCGUCUUCCUUCAGGCCCUGCCUCGCAUCAUGCUGAUGCGCCGUCCCCUCGUUCAGUCAGAAUCCUCAGGGAAGGGUGGUGGACCCGAAAGUGGGGGCUCGUCCGGGAUUGGUGGCAGCGGAGGAGGGGGAAGAGGAGGAGAAGGGAAGAAGAGGAAGAACAGUAGUUCCCAACAGGGGGCCAUGAACUGUUUGGAGUUUGGCGAGGGCAAGGGCUCAGGGGAAGGGAAAAAAGGGGGCUGUCCAUGCCACCCUUCAAAGGAGGGGCCUGAGGUGGAUUGUGGGAAAGUGAGCCGUCAGCUGAGCCCACAGGCGAUAAAUACAGUGGUGGCAUUUUCAGUGGUUUCACCAGAGAUCAAACAGGCCAUAGAGAGCGUCAAGUACAUUGCGGAGAACAUGAGGAGCCGCAACAAGGCUAAAGAGGUGGAGGACGACUGGAAGUACGUUGCCAUGGUGAUUGACCGGAUCUUCCUGUGGGUUUUUGUGCUGGUCUGCAUGCUUGGAACAUUGGGCCUCUUCUUCCAGCCUCUCAUUGGUUUUCUCUCGUAACUGCCAGCCAGUCGCAUGCAACGGCUUAACUGCCCCAGCCAAUCAGAGACACGGGACUGUCGGUUUCAGCCGGUUACCCAAAUCACUGACACAACCACUUCUGCUUUGUGAUGAUGAAAAGAAACCACAAUAGACUGACAGCUUGGCUCAGCAAACAACAAAUCAGGUGUUGAUGCUCACUACUGUAGUUCGAAGAACAGCGGUGCACUCGGGUGGUCCUCGUAAAAGUAAACUGGCAGACUCAAAGUCCUAAACCAGUAAACUUCCAACAAACUUAUAUUGGAUAAAAGAAUUGGCCAAAAGCAGUGGCAACCUUGGGCAAGCUUGGGUUACUCAAGUUUGUGAGUUUUGUAAAACCAGGUGAACAUCAGUAGACCAAGCUGGAAUUGGUCCAUCCCAAAUAUCCCUAUUGUUCAUGUGAUAAAUUUACCAGUUGCUAUGAAUGACACAAAUGCAAACAAAUGACAGUUUUCCAGUUUACGAGUUGACCUGGACCAUCUGAAAGCACCAGUCUGUACUGAUGAUUAAUAAUAAUUUCAGA
This is a messenger RNA of Colossoma macropomum (tambaqui), 2195 nucleotides long. RefSeq names its product cholinergic receptor, nicotinic, alpha 6 (gene chrna6). The record is from RefSeq and is a predicted model, not a curated record. The coding region runs from base 89 to 1654 and encodes 521 amino acids. Gene Ontology annotation, biological process: signal transduction; nervous system process; regulation of membrane potential. Gene Ontology annotation, cellular component: neuron projection; synapse; postsynaptic membrane. Gene Ontology annotation, molecular function: acetylcholine-gated monoatomic cation-selective channel activity; transmembrane signaling receptor activity. The transcript is spliced from 6 exons. NCBI's taxonomy places the organism in Eukaryota, Metazoa, Chordata, Actinopteri, Characiformes, Serrasalmidae.